Carya illinoinensis is the source of this 438-nucleotide messenger RNA. RefSeq lists its product as uncharacterized. The transcript has a single exon. The record is from RefSeq and is a predicted model, not a curated record. Gene Ontology annotation, molecular function: RNA-DNA hybrid ribonuclease activity; nucleic acid binding. The coding region runs from base 1 to 438 and encodes 145 amino acids. NCBI's taxonomy places the organism in Eukaryota, Viridiplantae, Streptophyta, Magnoliopsida, Fagales, Juglandaceae.
AUGGAAAAGAAGGUGGGUAUAGGGGUUGUAAUUAGAGAUGAAGAUGGGGAGUUUUUAGUGGCUGUGGAAGGACAGAAGCUCAAUGUUGAUCAACCUAUUGUAGCAGAGGCUUAUGCUUUGUGGAAGGCUAUAGAUGUGUGCAGAGAACUUCGCCUGGUUAAGGUGCUGUUUGAAGGGGAUGCUCAAGUGGUUGUUAAUGCAGUUAACUCGGCAACUGAAGAUCUUUCCUUCUAUGGUAGCUUAAUCGAAGACAUGAAAAUGUUACUGAAGCAAAGGACUGAGUGGACAGUACAGUAUACUCACAGAACUAACAAUGAAGCCGCCCAUUUAUUAGCAAAGGAAAGCUUAUCUAUACAGAUUGAUUUCGCUUGGUUCGAAGAUAUACCUGAUUGUAUUCAAAGAAUUGUAGAAAGUGAGAGUUUAUGUAAUCACCAGUGA